Molecule: messenger RNA, 126 nt
Organism: Entrophospora sp. SA101
Lineage: Eukaryota; Fungi; Glomeromycota; Glomeromycetes; Entrophosporales; Entrophosporaceae
Source: the annotation of a GenBank genome assembly
AUGUUCAUUGUUGUUUUGUGUAACAGGUUUAAAUUACAUAGAAGCGGAGAAAAUGAAGAUAGAUGUGCUGACCGCUUAUUUGUUGGCGCUAAAUCAAUCCGAGAAAGUGCCUGGUCAGCCACUUAG